UACCGUUUGGACAAGUCAAGCCGGGACAUGGUCAAAUACCUCACCAAUUUAACUGCAGAUUUAAGUCAAAGUUACCAUCUUCAGACCUCUAGGGAAAUCCAUCCCGGCAUCACACUGGAACCGUCUCCCAACUACAGCUCGCCUAAGUUCCGAUCCAGGAACCAGAGCUACAUGAGAGCGGUCAGCACCCUGAGUCAGGCCAGCUGCGUCAGCCAGGUCAGCCAGGUGAGUGAGACAGAGGUGAACGGGCAGUUUGAAUCAGUGUGUGAAUCUGUAUUCAGCGAGGUGGAGUCUCAGGCCAUGGAUGCUUUGGACUUGCCGGGCUGCUUCAGGACACGCAGCCACAGUUAUCUGAGAGCCAUCCAAGCGGGAUUCUCGCAGGACGACGAGUGUGUUCCCUCCAUGACAUCAUCCACAGUUACCUCCACCAUCAGGUCCACCACAGAGGGAAAUGAUUUGCUGGAGGGCACUGGUUUGCUUAAUGAGGACAAUUUACCCAGCGAGAGGCCAGAUUUAACCUCCAUGGCCCAUGGGGAUACGGGCCUCUGUGAGAGACAAGAUGAAUCCAGCACCCUUUAUGGCAAUAUCUCCCCUGCCACGACGCCUUCAUUACCCCCGCUGAAAACAAGUGCGCCCAUCAGGCCACGGCCUGUUCAGUCAAGUGUCCAAGAGACAGCGGAUCUGGCACUGGCAAUCAGCCUGCAGUGGAGGGAAGAUGUGUCAGCCAUGCGGAAGGAGUUAGCCGAGCUCAGGAAGGAUCUGUGUACAGAGCUCAGAGCCUUCAACAGGAACUUUUCCACCUUUACACAACAUUACAGCACCUGGUCACCUAGCUGUGUGAGGGAAACCCAGACAGCUGCUCCUCAAGUGUCCGUUAGCACCCAAGCAGGAAGCAAAACCCUGGUGAGACAGAAUACAGCGGAUGCAGCCGUGAACUGCCCCUCCCCGGUAGACACUAAUGUUUUGUCCAUGACUCCCUCAGAACCCUCAGAUAAAAAUGUCCUGCAGGUCUCAACCUCUGCACCAUUUUUCCAGACUGACCCAAACUUUAAUUUAGCAGAAAUGGAUGAUCCUACUUUUGCUAACCUUACACCUCCAGAUCCUAUUGAUGUGGCUUUGCUAUGUUGGCCUGAAAUAGAUUCAGAUUCUUUGACUCCCCCAGAUCCCCCAGAACCAGUGCCAGAGGUAGAACCAUAUUGCUUUACAAAGUCAUCCACUCAUAAGGCUGUGGAGUCAAUUGUGUUAGAUUUUACAAAUGUGGAACUGGUGAACCUGGCCAGUUUGCAAUGGCCUAAACUGGAUCCAGAAAAUGUAAGCCCUCCACCUCAAGAAUAUCUUGAUAAGACCACCCUGCAUCAGCUUUCGCAAGAUUCUCCUGUUGAAGGUCGACAAGGGCCAUCACCUUUGGAGCUUGGCAGCACAACGUCCCAGGAAGUUCAAGAAUCAAUCCAGCCAUUGGUUCAAAGUACAGAUGAAGAACCCAUUGACUUAAACAUACAAGACUUUACAGCACUGGAAUUGGAAUCAGUUAUCCUGAGUCCAUUGACCCCAGAUUCAAUGAAUGUUAGUGAAUUGAAAUGGCCAAGUUUAGAAUCUCUAGACCUCAAUGUUUCUGGCUCUCAAAGCCCAAGUAGAUCAAUAGAUCUAGCUCUGCCAAACCCGCCAACCCCAGAAACGGUCUAUGAAUAUUCCUGUGAGUAUAUAUUUCAAGAACCACCCCUUCCGGAAUUACUGGACACCAUUUAUCUGCAGCCAGCUACUCCAGAACCGGAGUCCAGAAGUGAGUCUGACAUAUCAAAUCCAACAAGCCCUGAACCUUAUGCACAUGAACUAGAUACUCAAGCUCUUGUUUUGUGGUCCAAAAAAGAAACAUUCAUGAUCUGUGCUGAAGAAUCUGAACCUACUGAAGGUGGUGCCACAAGCUUCCCAGAAUCCCUCUCUGAAGAGCAAGAUACCCAAUAUUCAGAUUCUCCUGACCCAAUGAUAAAUUUCCCCCUCCAAUCAGACACUGUGGACUCAGCUCCCCUGGAGUCUGAAUCUCUCUUCUGUGCAAUUCUCUGCUCAGUUGAGUCAGAUACUUUCGAUCCAGAAGCCACUAACCUUGGUGUGCCGACGUCACAGGAAACAGAGCUAAGUCCGCCGGGACUUGCUACCAUUGACCCAGCAACUGUGCACCCAUUUAAUUUAUCCCUGUUGGAGCUCCAGGCAGCUUUAGACGUAUCUAAAAGUGAAACAAGCGAUAAUGGGUCACCGAAGGGAACAGCGGCCAUAAGAAGCCCCUCUCGUUCGCCAUCAUGUAGGGAUUUCCUAUGGAUUCGGUGGCAGCGAAGAGCACGCGGGAGGCAACCCAUGUCGCGGAGUGCCAGUAUGGAAAUUUACCACAAGAAGUUCUCAAAUAACUCAGAGAUGUCUUACAUGUCACUGUCACUCUGAGCUCUUAAAAAAGUAUGUGAAGCUACAGUAGACGGGGUGUGCAAUAGAAAAUCAUAGAGAAUAGAACACAAGACUGUUAUGGUUAUGUAGCAAGAUGUUUACAGGUGAGUGUGUAAGAGAGAGAAAGUAGCAGCAAGUGUGGAAAGGAUAGAUAAGUGGGGGCUAUGGCCCCACAUUAGUAUACUUCAGACAUUCAGCACCUUUUUACACUGCACAAUUGUGAGUGACCUUGAACUUAAACGCCUUCACCAGGGACACUCUCUCUGACACUCCGGCAUUACAAAGACUAAAUUUUAGUAAAUACUGUGAUUGUUUACUGGCAGAGAACUAAGACUUCCAGGAAAGAUACUCUCUCCACUAAACUUUAAACUCUACCGAGAUAACUGUAAAAAUUGUCUAUAUGAGUUGGUCGUGGAUCAACCAGAAAUUUUAUGGUUUUGGAGUACCUGGGUCAUGCUCUGUGAGGUGAGCAAGAUGGAGUUUGAAUUGAAUGUUGGCCAAAGACUACCUUAUAUCACUGCAUAUUGCUUGGAUCAAUUUUAUGGGUUUUGAUCAUCUUUUUCUCUGAAUGUAAUGUAAUGGUUGUUUCUCUGGUGUGUGUGAAUAAUGGAAUCCUUUAUUCUAGUUUACUCAGUGUCUUCAGAGCCAAAGUGGUACACUGUACAUGUAAAUGUGAAGGAAGAUUUAGUGCUGUGCAGUUUACACAUGAAGCGACUGCUGUGUUUACCCCUUUUUUGUUUAGAUCUGGUGAGAACUGAGAGUCUUGAAAAGUUUUCAAGUUUUUUAGGGGGGGAGCAUUUUAAUAUGUGGAGAUACACUAAGUAUUAAAAUUGAAAAAUUACUUAAGAUUACCUACAGGUUUGAUUCACAGUUAGUCUGAAUUAGAUUGAAUUAGGGAUGUGGCAGUAUACUAGUAUUGACCAUAAACGUGAUUAAUGAUAUUGUGUUAAUCCAGCACAUAGGAUAAUAUUGCAAUCUAUCGCCAGUAUCUGGUUGACACUCCAACAAAGUAGGUUGUAGUAAUCCACCCAUUUUGCCUCAAUUCAAAUAUUGAGCGUGAUUUAUAGCCAAAAAGAGACCCUAAAUAAAUGCAUUUGCCUAAAAGUAUUAUUUUUUAAUGUCAUAGAUAUCGCGAUAAUACAAUAUCGCUAUUGUGAAUUCUUCCUGCUACAAUGAUCAUGUUGUGAAAAUCUGAUAGUGUGACAUCCCUAGUUUGAAUGAUAAUUGUAUUAUUGCUGGGGUUUAAUUAACAUAAUAUUUAUAAAUUUUAUUUGAAUAUGGGAAUGGAAUGUUAGCUUUAAACAGGCCCACAAAAAUGGAUAUGAGUAAGAAAUGUAAGACCUGUGGUGAAAAAGAUGCCCAUUGAGGUGACUGGCCGGCUGGUUUGUACAGUAAGGGGUUACCUUUUAAAUGCAAAAUUUACAUAUCAUACUAAUCCACACCUUAAUAUAAAUUAGAUAGACAAUACAAUGUAUUCUUAAUACCCACGUACAAUAUAAUCCCCAUUGAGUCACUGUAUUACUGUAAAUGUACAACCUAUUGUAUCCUGUGAUUUCUCCUGCAAAUAAUAUUAUAAACAAACGUAACUCUCAUCUGGAGACAUACAUUAUAGCACACAUACAUCUGGCAUUUGAUGUCAGCAUUUACAUCUGCAAGACAUUUUUUUAUUGUUUGCUCAUCUACAAUACAUCUCUGAGACGUCUGCUGUCAGAUGUCAUAUAGACAUCUAGAAGAUCUCUGUAAGAUGUUUAUGUAUGUAAAACUGCUAUUUCUGAGAUGUUUAUCAGAUGUUUUUACACAGCAGAUGUUUUCCAGAUCUUUAGCAGACAUCAUUACAGAUGUACCUGUGCUGUCUGGUACUACAAAGGAUAAAAGUUUUUUGGCAUGGUAACUGACGCUAUUUAUGUCAAAUUAGCAGUUUGUAUUAUUAUCAGUCAUUAUGUGUGAUCAUACAUCUGAGGGACUAUCAGGGUGCUAACGUAAACAAGUUGACUAUUUCUAACAGUAAAGAUUUGGUUUGUAUAGACAAAUGCAACAGAAUUCCUUGAAUCUGACAAUCAGAGGAAUUGCUGGAAAGAGUUUGUUUAAUCUAUAUGGUCGAGUCAUAACGGGCUAAACUGAGGGGUUCUUGAAGUAGCUGAUGUAGUUGAGGACAUUUGAGGGGUUUAUUGUAUUGUUAGUGGGGAAUGUAUUAUUUUAUUAAACAAUUGUAGCUUAUGUACAGUAUCUGGUUCUAGUUGAAUUGGAUUGGGCAUAUUUAACAUUGUGGACUUUUUGGUUAGCCAGCAAGCCAACUGACAAACAAUUAGCCUACAGUGAGUUUUGAGAAUGGCUCUGCAAACAUUAGAUAUAUUUAAGCCUUUAAAAACUUUAAUCACAAAUGUGUGUGUUGCCCUGCUCAAACCUGAAUUAAACAUAAUAUCAUGUCUCAAACUGUAAAUAAUGUAUCCAGUGUUACAAAUGGAAACCUUGGCCAAUUCUCAUUUUGCAUACUACUAACAUGUAUGUAAAGUAUGUACAUUAAGUAUAAAGAAAGCAUUAAUAUUAAGACACAGCAUAUGUCUUUCUUUAGACAUCAUAGAAUCAUAGCAAAUGACGAUCACAAUCUUUCUGUGUGUAGCGCAAGGGGUUGUGGCAUAUAUUACCCCAAAAUGCACGAAUACUUCAGAAAUCCACUGUUCAAAGUAUGCCAUUUAGACACCAUUGACAUGCUACUUUCCAGGAUAAAUUCCAAAUGAAUCAUCCGCUCAAAUGCUAUAGAUGAAUAGUUUGUGAAUUGGGAUUCAGUCGUACGCUGCGUCCGAAAUCGCAUAAUGUGACAGUACGUACUGAAUUUAAAUAAGUACCUACCUAUCGGCCGUUAAAACAGUACGUUCUAUAUAGUAUGAGUGGGUGAAGUAUGAAUACAUUUCGGACAUAGUGCGUCCCCAAUGUUUUAUGGUCAUGUGACCCGUGUGCUCUUUGACCUAUGACGUUUUAACAACAACCUAUACGUGAGCGUUUAUAAAAACAUAAUUUAGUCACGAGAAAUGAAUUUAUUACAUUAAAAACGGACAUCCGCCUUAAAGUUUUCAGCUAUAUUUAUUUGAUUUACUUUUGAAAUUUGACUGUUGCUCAGCUCCCGUGGCAUCAUGGGAUAGAAAAGUGUCCAUCCGAUCCACACUCACGAAUCUCGGCGGAAGUAGUAGACUAUCCGGGUAUUUCUCGCCUACUGUUUUUUGUAUACAGAGGUUUCGGGCGUACUAUUUAUGACUCAUACUCAUUUUCGCUUACUAUGUAGUAUGGAAGUAGGCGAUUUCGGACGCAACAAUUGUUUAGACUGAGGUCUUCCUUCUUCAUCCAUAAUGGAGAUCUCAGGCCUUAUUUUACAGCAUUCUCCACACGUUGCCCUCUGCUGGGCUGGGGAGCUAUUUUUUGAGUAAUAAAAGUGGGUUUUACUUACAGUAAGUGUCUAGAAUGGACCCACAGGUGCUUAAAGUGCAGGACAAAGACUGUAGCAAACAGAAAACAACAAACACACACACACACACCUUAAGAUGCUCAUCGGUCAGUUAUUGUCAAUCAUUUCAGUGGGCAGGAAAUAUCUGACAGAGCCUUAUGAGUAAUUUCAGUAUAGUGAAUGUAGUGUUCCUUUGGGGGGGCGGGGUUUCCUGGUACUGCACAUUUCAUUGGCUGCUUGUUCGUCGUGUGCCUUGUCGGGCUCAUAAAAGUGGGCAUUUUAUUUAACCACCCAGCCUCUAUAUUGUUGUGCCACUGUGACUCCUGAUAAUGUUUUUUUGUUUUUUUUUCGCAAAAUUUUGGAAUGAAAGCACUUUGACUGUAAAAAUAUUUCAGAUAUCCACAGAAAUCUGAAGCCUGAAAAACUAUGUGAAAUUGAGCCUCUUUAUCGCUGUGUAUCUUCACUUUUGUCAGCUGAGAUCAUCUAAUACGUUGGUAGUCAUGAUGAUCUGUAACUAAGUGAAUGUUAAAUAAUUUCUUGAACUAAUAAAACAAGAACUUUUACAUCAGAACGUUAACUGUUUUUUAGACCGUAACAUGGUGUUCACUAUACGGCUGUAGGUGUGAACAUUUUAAAUCUAUUUGAUAAUGAAUCUGUACAGUGUGGCGUCUAUUUUUUCUCCUUUUUUUCUUCUUUUUUUCUUCUUUUUUUGUCUUUGUCUCACAUACUCUACACACAUAAACCCUUUUUCUGAACAAGUAUUCUGUAAUACAGACCUUUACAGGUCUAUAGCUAUUCUAUAGCUGAGGAAAUUUCCACGUUGUGCAAAAUUAGAUACAGUAGACAGUAGGGUUAUUGCAAAUAAUCCAGUGUGACAUUGAACAAGAACACGAACAGAAGUCACACUAAACUGGGUGCAGUUUGGCCAUUAUAAUUGUAUUUCUAAAAUUGUUACCCCUCUCAUUUUCAGGGCUCCUGGCGUGAGAGGUUUAGUUAAGGUUGUAAUGAUGAAGAAUCUGUCUGAUUCAGUGUUCUAAGUAAAUAUUAUAAGUAUGUACAGGUUCUGUGCUAUUGUACAUGGUCUUCAUACACAGUGGAAUAAUUAUUUCUAGAUUCAUUUAAAAGGAUGAUCACUUUUCAUCAGGUAUUUCUAUAUUACUUGCUCAUUUAUUACAUUUUUUACUGUAAAAAAGCUUUUUUGGAGUAAAACCCAAAGUUACAGAUUAAAUACUUAGCUUUGACUCAGAAUGAUGUGCAUGUGCGGUCGGGCUUCA
Molecule: messenger RNA, 7146 nt
Organism: Triplophysa rosa
Lineage: Eukaryota; Metazoa; Chordata; Actinopteri; Cypriniformes; Nemacheilidae
Product: disks large-associated protein 2-like
Exons: 4
Coding region: 28-2433 (801 amino acids)
Biological process (GO): signaling
Cellular component (GO): glutamatergic synapse; postsynaptic specialization
Molecular function (GO): molecular adaptor activity
Source: RefSeq, a predicted model, not a curated record